This is a messenger RNA of Exophiala xenobiotica, 309 nucleotides long. RefSeq lists its product as uncharacterized. Lineage: Eukaryota; Fungi; Ascomycota; Eurotiomycetes; Chaetothyriales; Herpotrichiellaceae. The coding region runs from base 1 to 309 and encodes 102 amino acids. The record is from RefSeq and is a predicted model, not a curated record. The transcript has a single exon.
AUGCCGCCUUAUACUCCGGGUCCCAACGCGGAAACCACCCACGAUCGGACCAGAGAGUUUCCACCAUCUAGUUACGACCUCAUGGUCAGCUAUGACUCAUUUAAUCUCCAACAUCUGAUCUCUCCACGUCCAUUGUUGAUGGUCGCCGGAUCCAAAGGCCAGGCUCUUCACUAUAGUGAGGACGCUGUAGCUACUGCCCGUGCACCGAAGGGACUGUUCAUCGUCGAAGGAAAGAACCACUUCGAUCUCUACGAUGACCUUACAGUGUCUGGCCCGAAGCUUGUGAAAUUUUUCGGAGACAAUCUUUAA